AGCUUUCUUCCGUCUUCCCUCCACUUUCCUUGUCCUUGGCAGUCCAAAACACAUGUUCUCGAGUGUCACAUGUAAUUUCCAUGGAAGUCCAAAAUGCGCGUGAACCAGAUCAACGACGACGUGGACAUGUCCAUCGGGCUGAUCAGGCAGCAGCUUCAGGCCUACACCGAGUGCCAGUUGGACUUUGAAGAAAAAACGCGGCUCCAGACGAGCACCAAAGAGCCCAAAAUGUCGUGCGAAGAUGUCAUUUCCUUGCUAGAACGUGACCAAAUUUUCCUGAACUCAUUGGAGGAGCAAAUCAUGCAGCUGCAGAACCUGAUUGACUGCCUGACAGAGCAGCUGAAAGCCUUCAAGGUGCCGCACCGGAGGUUGGCCUAUGUCUUCAAGGACCGAGUGCAAACCUCGGCCGGAGCCAUCAUUCAGCUCACUGGCCGCCUGUCUGCUGCCAACGCCAAGACUCGGGCGCUCUUGAAUUUGAUCAAGACUCGGUUGGCUGGUACUUCUUGCUGCUGCUGCGUGCACAAGGAAACCUAGAAGAGAAAGAAGCAGUCCCUCCAAGGCCUCCAGCCAAAUACUGAUGUGAAGCAUUUUUUUUAAUAUAAUUUAAAAACUUGAGAUGAUCUUGAUCAAGAGUGUAAAGAAACUUGUACAAUACAGCCAUACUAUGCAUAAUUAAAAGUAUUUUGCCAGAGCUAAUUUGAAAAAUAAAAGGUCUUUAAAC
This is a messenger RNA of Neocloeon triangulifer, 721 nucleotides long. RefSeq lists its product as uncharacterized. Bases 94 to 534 code for a protein of 146 amino acids. The record is from RefSeq and is a predicted model, not a curated record. NCBI's taxonomy places the organism in Eukaryota, Metazoa, Arthropoda, Insecta, Ephemeroptera, Baetidae. The transcript has 3 exons.